CCAUCACUUGGUGAAGCCGGCCAGCGCACACGCUCCAGCAAUGAUCACGACAUAAUAUUAGCGCUGUAUUACAUACACCGUGCCAGGCAGUCGCAAAACAACAUAAGAAGAAUGGCUCAUCGAUCAAAGGCAGUGAGAGCAGCAUGUCCAGGCCUGAGAGCACGUCCAGCGGGCGUCGCGGCACGGAGGCCACGUGCGCCAGCGCUCGCGAGCGCCCGAUCGUCGAUCGGACUGGUCGCGUCGCUGUGCGCGCUGCUCCUGGCCACGGCGGGCGCCUACGCGCCGCGCCGGCCGUACCCGCGCGGCGUGCGGCGCCAGGUCCGGCGCGCGGCCGAGGCGCGGCCCGAGCGGUCGUGGACCGGCCGGCUGUGGCAGCCGAUCCGGACGCUGUACAAGCGCGAGCAGCUGCUGGACGACUGGAGCGAGAUGCAGGCGCCGCGGAGAACAUCGCGCAUCAAGAAGCUCGACCGCGGGGCGAACGCGACCUGGAGCGAGCGGGACCAGGACGCCGUGGCGCGCGCGGACAUGCGCGCCGUCGACCGGGACUGGAAGCGGCUAGAAAAGGCCAUCGCGUACCUCCCGAAGGACGAGCGCGCGGUCGUGCGGGACGCGCUGAUCGUGGCCCACGGCGCGCACGCGGGCCAGAACCGGCGGAGCGGCGAGCCCUUCGUCAGCCACCCCGUGGCGGUGUCGAUAUUGUUGGCGGACCUGUCGAUGGACCGGGACACGGUCGUCGCCGGGCUGCUGCACGACACGGUCGAGGACACGUUUUUGAGGUUUGAGGACGUGGAGCGGCGUUUUGGGCCGGAUGUCCGGGCGCUCGUCGAUGGCAGUGCAUAAAUCAAUGUCGCGUCGCGUCGAUGGCGCGGAGGCCAGCUCGAUGGCGUGGCUAUUCGGCCAGCACGGUCGCGUUCUCGCCGAGAAGAAACUCACUGGUCGAUGCGCGCACAGGUCGAGGGCGAGACGAAGGUCUCAAAGCUGCCGAAGCUGGACGCGACGCUGGGCAGCGAGACGCCGGGCGGGCCAGGCCAAACAAAGGAAUUGGAACAGCUUGAGAACCUGCGGCAGAUGUUCGUCGCCAUGACCGACGACUACCGCAUCAUCAUCAUCAAGCUCGCCGACCGCCUACACAACAUGCGCACGCUCGAGCACAUGCCGCGGCACAAGCAGCUGCGCAUCUCGCGCGAGACGAUCGAGAUCUUCGCGCCGCUCGCGCAUCGGUUGGGGAUCUGGCAGUUCAAGGCCGAGCUCGAGGAGAUCGCCUUCGGCUACCUCUACCCGCGGCCGGCGGCGGCGCUCGCGGCGGCGCUCGAGGCGCGGCGGCCGCGCCACGCCGGCGCGCUCCGGGGCGUCACGGCCGCGCUCGAGCGGAAGCUCGCGGCCGACACCACGCUCGACCACGUCGGCGUGACCGUGUCGGGCCGCACGAAGGAGACGUAUUCGCUGUGGCGCAAGCUCGAGAGCGACCGCGCGGCGCGGCGCGAGGACCUCGUGAGCGAGGUCUUCGGGUCCGACGCGCCGGCGCCGCUCGUCGACGACGAGAAGUUGUUCGCCGCGCGGGACUUGGAUGAAGUGCCGGACGUGGUGGCCGUACGCGUCGUGCUGGACGUGCCCCGGGCGUCGGACCAAGAAACGCCCGAGGCCUGGCGCGAGCGCGGCGUCCAGCUGUGCUACCACGUCUUGGGAGCGGUCCAGCACCUCGAGGACUGCGAGGCCGUGCCGCGCGUCAAGGACUACAUCGCCUUCCCCAAGCCCAACGGCUACCAGUCGCUCCACGCCUCCGUGCUGCGCGAGCCCGAGGACCAGGUCGUCGAGAUCCAGAUCCGCACGCGCGGCAUGCACGAGGUCGCCGAGUACGGCAUGGCCGCGCACUGGCUCUACAAGGACGGGUUGCUCGAGCCCGGCGGCGAGGACGCGACGCGGCGCGCGCUCUGCGCGUCGGCGUCCGCCGCCGCCGUCGCCGAGAAGCGGCCGCGCGCGUCGGCGAAGCCCUACGCGCUCGAGUGGCUCAACGCCAUCAAGGACAUGCAGGACAUCCAUAGUUCAAGGGAGUUCGUCGAGACGAUCCGACGUCCGAGGCGGCGUCGAAUUUCACUUUAACUCGGGUCCGUCUCCACGCCAUCGAUGCGAGUGAGCCGUUGAUCCCGUCGCUGUCUACGCAGGAGAGGUCCUCGGCAAGCGCGUCUUCGUCUUCUUGAGGGACGGGCGCAUCCUCGACCUGAGCAAGGGCGCGACGGUGCUCGACGCGGCCUUUAGCAUACACACGGACGUGGGCCUCCACCUCGACCGGGCGCUCAUCAACGGCCACGAGGUCCAGCUCAGCUACGAGCUCCACAACGGCGACGUCGUGUCGAUCAAAACGUCGGAGGACGCGCGGCCGCAGCUCGACUGGCUCCGCAUGGCGCAGCGCCGCUCGACGCGGUCCAAGCUCCGGGCCUACUUCAAGCGCGAGGGGUGCUUCGACACGGCGACGACGGCGCCGGCGCCGGGUAAAGACAUAGGAUAGACA
Pelagomonas calceolata is the source of this 2509-nucleotide messenger RNA. The record is from the annotation of a GenBank genome assembly. NCBI's taxonomy places the organism in Eukaryota, Pelagophyceae, Pelagomonadales, Pelagomonadaceae.